CACUACCUAAAAGUCCCGAACCUCCUGUGAACCCAUACGUACAUGUUCUAACUAAUGAACCAAGACAAGAAGCCACUUGGGAUAAAGCCCCACUUAAACAGUGGUCUAAUCUCUUCCCAAAGCUAAAAAGAGGCCAAUCUACCUUUUUAACAUUUUCUCCAAAAGAGCAAAUCAAAUCCAAGAACGAUAAUGCUCUG
Dentiscutata erythropus is the source of this 197-nucleotide messenger RNA. The record is from the annotation of a GenBank genome assembly. Lineage: Eukaryota; Fungi; Glomeromycota; Glomeromycetes; Diversisporales; Gigasporaceae.